Molecule: messenger RNA, 2884 nt
Organism: Zingiber officinale
Lineage: Eukaryota; Viridiplantae; Streptophyta; Magnoliopsida; Zingiberales; Zingiberaceae
Product: HBS1-like protein
Exons: 12
Coding region: 165-2081 (638 amino acids)
Biological process (GO): translation
Molecular function (GO): GTPase activity; GTP binding
Source: RefSeq, a predicted model, not a curated record
UUGAUCUUCUUCGAGUCUUCUAGAAGCCUCGCGUCCCCUCCGUUGGUUGAAGCCGAGGGCGUUCCGUUGUCGUCCGCCCAAAGCUUUGUGCCAAACCUCCUCCAAUCCAUGUCCUUCGUCUGAUCUCAGCCGAGUCCGGCAGCAUCGCCUACAGGUGAGGGAGCAUGUCAAAACUAGAAAUUGCAUCAAGUGAAGGUGGUACUUGGUGUUGUUCCAUUUGCACAUAUGAGAAUAGUCAACGUUUUAUUGCUUGUGAACUAUGUGGAAUUCUUCGGAAUUCCUCUGUGAAGUUUGAAAUUGAUGAUCAAGCAGUUAACAGAACAAGCAUGAAUUCUGAAGUUUCUCUCAUGGGCAGAUCAUUAUUUUAUCAAUCAUCUAAUAGGAUGCCCAAGGAAUCUGUCAUCUGUGCCAGCUUCCUUAACAAUAAAGCUGGUGAACCGCUUGAGAAAGGACAACUUUCUGCACUCAUUGAUCUCCAGAACAUAUUUUUGUCUCCAUGUUGCAAUCAAACCAAACAUAUAGAAGCCUUCAGGUUUGAUACACCAUCCCCAGAUGAUUUAGUUUCUUCUGGGAAGAGCACAAGAGCUUUUGACAAGGUUGACUCAAUGCUUUCAACAUCUCUGAAGAAUAUACGAACUGCGACUAGGAAAAAGGGAAUAGUAGAACUUUUACCUGACAAUCAAGUGCCAGAGAUUUUGGUGGCAUCAUCUUUGCCAAACUCUCACAAUGAUAAUGUAAGUGGAAAUCCCAGUAGUUCGAGAGGGGGAAGUCCCAACAGUUCAAGAGAGGAAAAACAAAAGUUAGCUAACAAUCUCCAAAUCUUGAAGUUAGAGUACUCUACAACUAGUGGACAUGAAAAAACCAAUUCAGUUUCUGACUACAAACCAGAGGAUUGGAUGCUUUCUGACAAAGGAAGAACCAUAAACCAGUUAAACCUUGCAAUUGUAGGUCAUGUUGAUUGUGGAAAAUCCACAUUGAGUGGAAGAUUGCUACAACUUUUGGGGAAAAUUUCUAAGAAAGAGAUGCAUAGAUAUGAGAGAGAGUCAAAGGAAAAGGGAAAAAGUUCAUCUGCCUAUGCAUGGGCAUUAGAUGCAAGUGUUGAGGAGAGGGAAAGGGGCGUAACAAUGACAGUUGCUGUUGCAUACUUUUCAACAAAAAGAUACCGUGUUGUUUUGCUGGAUUCACCAGGUCACAAAGAUUUUGUUCCAAACAUGAUAUCUGGUGCAACUCAAGCAGAUGCUGCAGUUUUGGUUGUAGAUGCUGCUAUGGGUGCAUUUGAAGCAGGUAUGGGUGGCAAAAUUACUGGACAAACUAAGGAACAUGCACAGCUUAUUAGGAGCUUUGGUGUCGAGCAAAUAAUAGUAGCAGUCAAUAAGAUGGAUCUUGUUGACUUCUCCAAAGAUCGGUUUGACUAUGUAAAGCUGCAAUUGGGCCAUUUCUUACGUACUUGUGGAUUCAAGGAAUCAUGUGUGACAUGGAUUCCUCUAAGUUCCCUGGACAAUCAAAAUUUGCUCACAACUGCUUCUGACAUUCGCUUGUCUUCUUGGUACCAAGGAUAUUGUCUUCUGGAAGCCAUUGAUGGUUUACCACCUCCUCAGCGGGAUUUUUCAAAGCCAUUUCUUAUGCCUAUAUGUGAUGUUAUUGUUAAACAUUCAUCAGCACAAGUAGCUGCUUGUGGGAAAAUAGAGACUGGAGCUAUUCGAAUUGGUUCCAAGGUUAUAGUCAUGCCUUCAGGAAAUCUAGCUACUGUAAAAAAUAUAGAGAGGGAUUCUUCUCCUUGCAAUGUAGCAAGAGCUGGUGACAAUGUGGCUGUCAGUUUACAUGGUGUUGAUGCAGGACAUGUGAUCCAAGGUGGAGUUUUAUGCCACCCAGAUUUCCCUGUUAACAUUGCAUCUAACUUAGAGCUGAAGGUUCUCAUCCUCGACAUUGAAACUCCAAUUAUUGUUGGAUCUCAGGUUGAGCUCCAUGUACUUCACUCGAAGCAAGCUGCAAAGGUGGUAAAACUACAGUCCCUGUUAGAUCCAAAAACAGGACAUGUUAUAAAGAACACACCACGUUUCCUCGUAGCCAGACAGAGCUAGUCUAGAGGUGGAACUAGAUGGAGAUUUAUGUGUAGAAGAAUUCUCAAGUUGUCGGGUUCUUGGACGGGUCUUCUUGAGAGCUUCAGGAAUCACAAUUGCUGUAGGCAUCAUUACUCGCAUUCUCCAACAGCGAUGAAUGUCCAACAACAAAAUCAGUGCGUUGCAACUGAUUGGAGAACAGUGACCACAUGUUCAUUUCUCUUAAUCCACUUGGCAUGCAUACCUUUGUGCACCUAUGAGGCCGCAGGAGCAGUGCUCUGGGUGUUCCUUCUCGAACAUGAUGCGACACAGAAUGCACAGCCAAAAGCUGGAUCUUCACGAAGGAUGAUAAUGAAAAUUCUACCAUCAUGAAUGGAAACAGUUAAAUUUUGGUUUGACGGAUAUUCAUUGUUUCCUGGAAACCAAAUGUUCAAUAGAUGGUGUCAGUUUAGGAGAACUGAGCCAAAGUUCUCCAAUCUCUUCCUGUUUUGAAUGCACAUGAAGAAGAUGAAGAUCUCCAACUAACAAUUUCUUCUGUGAUAUAUAGGUCCAUUUCCUGCUCAAAGUUCACAUUGUUUUGCAAACGAAGGGAAUCAGAAAGAAGCAAUGGCAACUUGCUCAGUGACUGAAUGACUAGUUAAUUGGUACCCCUCGCAGUUGUUGAAUGGUUGGGUUGUGGAUGGUAUUAAAAUGGUCCGAGCGAAGGAUCUCAUGCAACUUGAUAAAACGACCUCCCCGGAUUCUGGCAUCUAGGCAAAUGCUUACAUAUCUACUUGAUAAAACGAAUUAUUCUGCAGAAUUAUUUGUGAUUAAUAUAUAUAUAU